Magnolia sinica is the source of this 781-nucleotide messenger RNA. Its product is annotated as NADH dehydrogenase [ubiquinone] 1 alpha subcomplex subunit 8-B. Gene Ontology annotation, biological process: mitochondrial electron transport, NADH to ubiquinone. Lineage: Eukaryota; Viridiplantae; Streptophyta; Magnoliopsida; Magnoliales; Magnoliaceae. The record is from RefSeq and is a predicted model, not a curated record. The coding region runs from base 196 to 519 and encodes 107 amino acids. The transcript is spliced from 3 exons.
CCAAAUAGAUGGACGGUUGAGAUCGCAGGCGUUGGUUUUGGGGUUUACUCAGGACCCCACCCAAACGCGCCUGAGUACAAGGCCAAACAUCCUCAUCUCCUUCCCAUUGUAAUCCCCCCUAAACAGAACUGAAGUCUCCAGCAUUACUCAGUUUUUAGAGAUUCGGAGAAUUCGAUCGACCGGCGCAUCUAAACAAUGGCGAGCACCGUCGAUGCGGUGGGAGAGCCGAUCCCGACAUCGGCGGUCCUCAUGGCUUCAUCCAAGCACAUCGCGACGAAAUGCCGAUCGGAGAAUGUGGCAUUCAUCAACUGCAAGAAGAAAGAUCCCAACCCUGAGAAAUGCCUCGACAAGGGCCAGCAAGUUACUCGCUGUGUUCUCGGCCUGCUAAAAGGGCUUCACCAGAGGUGCACGAAAGAGAUGGAUGCUUACGCAGGGUGCAUGUAUUAUCACACCAACGAGUUUGAUCUAUGCCGCAAAGAGCAACAGGCAUUUGAGAGCGCAUGCCCGUGGUCUGAGUAGUCAAGGAUGCUCGUGAUCCAUCUUAUGAAUAACUUGGAAAAGAGAAACUGUGAUGGGAAACCCUUCUGCUCUCCUAUAAACAUUACAUAGUGGCAUUGAGAAGUGUUUUGCAGCAUUUAAACUUUUGAAGAUUGGUUUAUCAGUGAACAGACUGAAUGCCAUUCUUUACCCACCAUUCUCGUUCUUGAUAAGUGCUGCAUGCUGCAGCACGGCUGUCUUCCUAAGUUGAUGUUUCUGUGUAGUUAGGUUCUGUAGAUUCAUC